GCAGGGUGGAAGCUGAAGGGGAAUCCAGCCCGCUUUCUCACACUCUUGCAGUUUCCCUGGCCCUUCCUAGAACGAAAACGGUGGUCCCUGGGGCCGGAUAUCAGAGGAGAUCCCAGACUAAGGGGCUGGGGCUGGAGUGGUGCUUUGGCAUUCAGGGUCUUGAAUUCGUGAGGGCAGGUAUUAGGAUUCUUGUCCCGUGUGCCGGUCCAUCUACCAAGCCAGACUCCUGCGAUUUUGCGUCUGUCAUUCCCCUUGUCUUUCAGUAAGGCGUUAUGCCUUUUGUAACAAAGGAGUAAUCUGCCUCAAAUCCCUGCAGGUCAGUGGAAAGCUAGAAUUGCCCGCGGCCCCCGGAAGGGUGUGGUUGGCUGAGAUCCUUGCCUUAAUUUGGACCCAUUACUAACCCAGCAAACUCUUUGGCACUUUUUGCAGGAAAAAGAACGUAACCAUGCCUACAGAAACACUGGUUGUGAUGGGGGAUGGGUAGGGUGCGUUGAAGAGAGGAGCAGAAGAGAUUGUUUGGUUUGGUCUGCUUUCUUUCCUCGGGUUUUCCUUAGGCCCUCGCUCCACUCUCUCUUCCAAUGGUUAGAAAGGGGUGUGUUUUGCUGAGAAAAUGGCUGACUGCUGCGCGGGAGGUGGGUGUAAGGACGGGGAGAGGGGCUCGUGAACGCUGUGUAGCGAAUGGGCUGGUGUCGGGGGGUAGGGUGAGAGACAAAAAGGUAAAAUCCAUUUGACAGGACCCUAAAUUAGGAAAAGGUAGUAUUGGGACUCUCCGAAGUUCUGUUCGCUGAGCCGUCUCAGCUGUGUCACUUGUGUCUGUACAUCUCAUGCCUGAAGGCCAAUCCAGCCCUAGGAGUAGAAAGAAGAAAAUUGUCCAAAAAGAAGUAGAUCAGAGUGAGAGUGAUGGCUCGGUUUGGGGACCCUUGGGAUGGAGGAGGAUGACCUCAGAAAAUUCCAGUUGGUCCACGUACCUUUUCCUCCUCCCCCCUCCUUCCUUCCUUCAAAGCUUCCUCUCUACCAUUUCUGAGCUUGCACAAAGAAAAUACUUUUCAGGUAAUAGACAGGGAGGGGGUGGGUGUCAAGAGAGUUCUGGAGUGGGGGUGGAGAGGGCAUUCCUCUAUUACUGUUUGGGGUACAGUGUCCUUGGUGUUGGUCUGUCCAACUUGUUAGUUCUUAGCUUUAGCAUGGGCAGAAACCAAGAUAAGGGAGGAAGGAAACUGUCCCGAGCAGCGGAAAUUGGUGUAAUUAGGGGGCGGUUGUCCUGGUACCUUUGAGAUGGUGGGGAUGGCAGAGGUACAGGUGGAGUUAGAAACUUUUAAGCAUUUCACGCCUGUGUAGCUUCUAGAAAUUCUCACUUCACCACCAUUGAUUUUGUUACAAAGAAGGGAAUGUGGUGCCACCUUCAAAGGAUAUGACUGACUGGGGUGGGGUAGAGGGUUUGAAGGAGAAGAUUCCUGGAGGAGGAGGAGGGAGGGAGAAAAUGAAUUUCAGUUCCUCAGAUCUGUGAGGAGAGGGGCUAACCAAAGGUGGGAAACACUGAUAAUGCAGGACAAGGGGUAGGGAUUCAGAAGAGGGACAUGUGCCCCAUCCAGUUCUGGGUGAGGUCCAUAUGUUCCAUGAGCACUCAGUAACCCCUCCUUGUCUGCAGGUUGGCAGGACGUAGUGCACUUGGAAGCAAGAAAGAGAAGAAAGAAACUGCCUGGACCUCUGUGGAUGUAUGUGAGGGAGCCACUGCCCCCAGGACCUCUUUCUGUGUCAAGAAAAAGCAUUAGCAUUAGUAGGAGUGGUGGUGUUUUCUCUGCUGCAGCAAAGCCAGUGAGCAGUAGCGCAAGACUCUGCUUCCCUUUGGGCCAGAGCAGACCUGUUUGGUGCCCAGGUUAAGAGAUUCCCCCAGGCUUUACCAUGGGCCGCACUCGGGAAGCUGGCUGCGUGGCUGCUGGUGUUGUCAUCGGGGCUGGUGCUUGCUACUGUGUAUACAGACUGACCUGGGGAAGAGAUGAGAAUGAGAAAAUCUGGGAUGAUGACCAGGAGUCCAGUGACACAUCAGAGGCUGCAACUGAGACUGGAAAAGGAGUAAAGGCUAACAUUGGGGCAGGGUCUGGGGCCAAAGUUCAGGGUUACUCGAACGCCAAAGCUGAGGUGAGUUUGGGACUUGAGAGUGUUCCAGGUGUAAAAGAGGAGUCCCACUCAGCAUCUCAGAGUGGAGGUGGCCUAGAGGCCAAGGCCAAAGCCCUUUUCAAUACACUGAAGGAACAGGCAAGCGCAAAGGCAGGCAGGGGGGCCAGGGUGGGCACCAUCUUUGGGAACAGGACCCUUGCACCAAGUUUACCUUGCCCAGGAGGCAGGGGUAGAGGCUGCCACCCCACCAGGAGUGGGGCUAGGACUAGGGGCAAGUCAAGUGGAAAAUCCAAGGGAAAGACCCGAAGUAAGAGCACCAGGGCUCCAGCUACAACAUGGCCUGUCCGCAGGGGCAAGUUCAACUUUCCUUAUAAAAUUGAUGAUAUUCUGAGUGCUCCUGACCUUCAAAAGGUCCUUAAUAUCCUAGAGAGAACAAAUGAUCCUUUUAUUCAAGAAGUAGCCUUGGUCACUCUGGGUAACAAUGCAGCAUAUUCAUUUAAUCAAAAUGCCAUACGUGAAUUGGGUGGUGUCCCAAUUAUUGCAAAACUGAUAAAAACUAAAGAUCCUAUUAUUAGGGAAAAGACUUACAAUGCCCUUAAUAACUUGAGUGUGAAUGCUGAAAAUCAGGGCAAAAUUAAGACGUAUAUCAGUCAAGUGUGUGAUGACACAAUGGUCUGUCGCUUGGACUCAGCUGUGCAGAUGGCUGGACUAAGACUGUUAACCAACAUGACUGUGACUAAUCAUUACCAACAUUUACUUUCCUAUUCUUUUCCAGACUUUUUUGCUUUGUUAUUCCUGGGAAAUCACUUCACCAAGAUACAGAUUAUGAAACUAAUUAUAAACUUCACUGAAAAUCCAGCUAUGACAAGAGAACUAGUCAGUUGUAAAGUACCAUCAGAAUUGAUUUCCCUCUUUAAUAAAGAAUGGGAUAGAGAGAUUCUUCUUAAUAUCCUUACUCUAUUUGAGAAUAUAAAUGACAACAUAAAAAGUGAAGGGCUUGCAUCAUCCAGGAAGGAAUUCAGCAGAAGUUCACUUUUUUUCUUAUUCAAAGAAUCUGGAGUUUGUGUCAAGAAAAUCAAAGCAUUAGCAAAUCACAAUGAUCUGGUGGUGAAAGUAAAGGUCCUAAAAGUAUUAACCAAACUCUAAUUUGGAGUCUGUUCCAAACAGUGUGGCAGCAACCUUUUAGUUUGCACCUGCAAACAAUGUAUUUUGUAAAUCUUUGCUUACACUCUGCUCAUGUGGCAAAGAGAUCCUUUCAGCUACUAUUGGAAUAAUGAAUAUCAUAGAUCAUCAACGGUGAUUAGUGCUGGUUGUGAUGGUCUAUUUAGGCUGGACCAUUUUAAGAUGCCAGAUGACUAUUAGAGCUUGUACAAAGAAAGAAUUUGUUGAUUUGACCUUGCUAUGUUGAUUUGAUCUUGCUACUUAAAUUGAGAUAUUUUCACUUUUUUUUUUCUACCUAAACUGACAGCAAAUUAAUUAUACAUCAUAAAUAAGCUAUACUUUUGUAUUGGUUUACUUUUUUUAAUCUAAGACUAUGUUUCAUCAAUAAAGUUGUGUUUUAAGCAGCAGGAAAAAAUUGCCCUUGUUCUUGAGUUUAUGAUCUAUUUGGAAAAGCAAAAUUUAGGGAAACAGUGAUAGUAACAAAACUGAGAGCAACUGAUCGGCUUUAGUGCUCAGAGAGG
This is a messenger RNA of Nycticebus coucang (slow loris), 3797 nucleotides long. RefSeq names its product armadillo repeat containing X-linked 1 (gene ARMCX1). Gene Ontology annotation, cellular component: mitochondrion. Gene Ontology annotation, molecular function: protein binding. The record is from RefSeq and is a predicted model, not a curated record. The transcript has 2 exons. Bases 1900 to 3261 code for a protein of 453 amino acids. Lineage: Eukaryota; Metazoa; Chordata; Mammalia; Primates; Lorisidae.